AUGCAAAAAGAGGCUAAAGGCGUACCUAUGGCUCCUCAAGUGCCUAUUGCUACUCAAGGACCAACCGCUGCUCCCGAAGCUAAAAAUCUUGCACAUUCGAGGUGGGCGAAAAAAGAGCCCAUUUCACUUCCUCUCGGGCAUGCUGUAGCCACACCCUCUGCCGAGUGUACCUCUACCGCUCCAGAGCCCCAAGCAGGGUUACUUAAGUCUAUUUCCAAUACUGGUGUUAGCUCUGGUAUCUCUCCUCUUGCCCCAUCUGCAGAAGUAAAGAAGAGUUCAAACACCCACAAAAAGAGGAACAAAAAGAAAAACAACGCAUGCCAAAAUCCCAACCAGGAAAAGCCUCCCACACAUGUUCAUACCGAGAAUGUUAAGGAUAACAAAGACUUUGUGACCAAUGCUCAACCACUAUUGGAUUGGUCUGAAGAGCCACAGGUUCAAGAACCUGCUACUCAGACUAAUUUCAUGGACCUUGGUCCAAAUACCCUUGGUGGCAGGGCUUUCCCAGGUCAAGGUAAUCAGAGCAAUCAACAAACGCUGACUGUUCUUGAACGCUUGCAAUCCAUGGUUCCUGUUGGGCCUGGUGCAUUCCUGAGACCAAGGCCAAGGUUUUACGGUUUUCAAUGCUUUCGUACCUUGGGCGCUACAGGAGUGUAUGGCUGUAUGCAUGGACCCAAUUGCUACUACGGCCACGAGGGAGAUGUUUACACCGAUUCCACUCACAAAUCUAGUCAUUAUGUUAACCGAUGGCAAACUGGCAUCACCGAGGCCGAAAAAACAAAACUAAAGAGUAUGAUGGCAUGGAGAGACAACAAAAUUAAAGCGAGAAAUCUUUUACAAAAUCCUACUUUCAGGGCGGAGCCUCGUAUUCGUGCUAGUGAUCUCGCAACCCCUUCACAUCAGACUUACCACCACCCUCAGGAGUUUUCUAUCAAGGCCAAAAAGACGAGAAAACGCCCCCAGAACCGCAAUGGCGCCCUCGAGGCUAACGAGCAUCAUCAGAAUUUCGAUCUCCAGCCUAAUGACCAGACUCAACACCAUCAGAAUCCUGCUUUCCAGAAAAAUGAGCAUGUUCACCCCACUGAGCAGUCUCAAUAUCGCCAGGAUUUUUCAUUUCAGAAAAAUCAAAACUCUCACCAUCGUCAGGAGUUUGCGUUCCCGUCCCAGAAUAAUAAUCAGAUUUACCCUCGCCGCGAUUUUGAUUUCCAAAAUUGGCAGUCUCGCCAUCAGGAUAUUUCUUUCUACAGUGGCGCGCAGCAGAUGGACCCGAUGGCGAAUGAUUUCGCCCCAUUCUCAAUGCAAUUUAGCAUUGCGCAGGAUUACAACGUCCAUCACAACUUCCAGGCGCAGCCUCAGUUCGCUUACAAUCAGGAGUAUUACGAUGGUGAUUUUGGGUCCCAAUAUCAAGCGUCUGAUACAGGUGCAUAUGAUAUGCAACAGUCCCAAGGUUAUAUCUCCGUACCUGGAGAUAUGAAUACCAAGAACAUGGAGCGGGUUCCCCGAAUCAACACAGAGGAUCUUGUGUAUAACUGGCAGCAAAAUAUCCCAAGCGCACUCAUACCUGCAGAUGACACAAAAUUCUCUCCUAUCGAUGAUGUGAAGCCGGUCAACUCUUUCGCCCUUCGACCAGAAGUUUCCGCAUUUGUGCCGGAAACAAAGAAGCAGUGGCCAGGACUUGAUAAGGGGCAGUACCCGGGUCACCCAUUUGAUUCUACGGGCACCUUGAUUCCUGGAGUCACCAGCCCAGGGUUCUUGAUCUGGACCAAUGCUGGAUACGGGUACUACGGAAACAAUGGCGUUUGGUACCCCUACCGCGAACCCACCGAUGAUGGUAGCGACGACCAGAAAGAUGUCCGUGGCAGCAAAAACCAGGACAGCUCGGAGAGAUCUUCGGCUGGCCAACCUCGUGAAGUUUAG
Molecule: messenger RNA, 1917 nt
Organism: Morchella sextelata
Lineage: Eukaryota; Fungi; Ascomycota; Pezizomycetes; Pezizales; Morchellaceae
Exons: 1
Coding region: 1-1917 (638 amino acids)
Source: RefSeq, a predicted model, not a curated record